This is a messenger RNA of Colias croceus (clouded yellow), 747 nucleotides long. RefSeq names its product 60S ribosomal protein L10a (gene RpL10Ab). Gene Ontology annotation, cellular component: large ribosomal subunit. Gene Ontology annotation, molecular function: RNA binding; structural constituent of ribosome. Gene Ontology annotation, biological process: translation. The transcript is spliced from 5 exons. The coding region runs from base 65 to 715 and encodes 216 amino acids. Lineage: Eukaryota; Metazoa; Arthropoda; Insecta; Lepidoptera; Pieridae. The record is from RefSeq and is a predicted model, not a curated record.
UCUUUCAUUGUUUCAUUCUUUUUAUGUAUCGCGUUAGUUGAAGGCGGAGGUUAAUCUAGCCAAAAUGUCGAAGGUAUCUCGUGAUACCCUUUACGAGUGCGUAAAUGCCGUUUUACAAUCCUCCAAAGACAAGAAGCGUAACUUUUUGGAGACUGUUGAGCUCCAAAUCGGUCUGAAGAACUAUGACCCACAGAAGGACAAGCGUUUCUCCGGCACCGUCAAGCUAAAGUACAUUCCCAGGCCAAAGAUGCAAGUGUGUGUGUUGGGUGACCAGCAACAUUGUGACGAGGCGAAGACCCUCAGUGUACCCUGCAUGGAUGCCGAGGCUUUGAAAAAGCUUAACAAGAACAAGAAGCUUGUCAAGAAACUAGCAAAGAAGUACGAUGCCUUCCUUGCCUCAGAGUCUCUCAUCAAACAGAUCCCACGUCUCUUGGGACCCGGUCUCAACAAGGCUGGCAAGUUCCCUGGUCUCCUCUCCCACCAGGAGUCCAUGACGCAGAAGAUUGAUGAGGUUAAGGCCACCAUCAAGUUCCAGAUGAAGAAGGUACUUUGCCUUUCUGUAGCGGUUGGUCACGUAGACAUGAAUGCUGAUGAGCUCGCACAAAACGUCCAUUUGUCUAUUAACUUCUUAGUUUCUCUGCUCAAAAAGCACUGGCAGAAUGUGAGGUCGCUCCACAUGAAGUCAACUAUGGGACCACCCCAGAGAUUGUACUAAGUAUCUUAUAAUAAAUGUGACAUAACUAUCAA